Molecule: messenger RNA, 1002 nt
Organism: Lathyrus oleraceus (garden pea)
Lineage: Eukaryota; Viridiplantae; Streptophyta; Magnoliopsida; Fabales; Fabaceae
Exons: 3
Coding region: 1-1002 (333 amino acids)
Source: RefSeq, a predicted model, not a curated record
AUGAAUGAUAUUCUAGAAGACAUCAUUCGUGAUAUUGGAGCUGAUGCUUUCAAGAAUGCUAAUAUGGUAGAUACUUUGCGAAGAGACAUAGAAUAUUUGUUGUGUCCAGGAUGUAAAAAUUUUACAAGAUUUUUAGAUGUGUUAAGACUAUUUAAUCUUAAGGCAAGAGGUGGGUGGACGGAUAAAAGUUUCACUGAAUUGCUUGAAUUGUUGAAAGAAAUGCUUCCUGAAGGUAACACACUGCGAGACCGUACUUAUGAGGCCAAGAAUAUAUUGUGUCCAAUGAGUUUGGACUAUGUCAAAAUAUAUGCAUGUAGUAAUGAUUGCAUAUUAUAUAAGAAAGAUUUUGAAAAUUUGAAGGAGUGCAUGAGGUGCAGGGAGUCACGCUACAAGAAAACAGGCAAUGAUGUUAGUGACAAUGAUAGUGUAACUAGCAAGGGUGUUCCUGCAAGGUAUAUAAUGCUAUCGAUGAUGAUUUCAAGUCCAAAACAACCAGGGAGUGACAUUGAUGUUUACUUAACGCCAUUGAUUGAAUAUUUAAGGAUUUUGUGGGAGGUAGGUGUUGAUUUUGAUGAUGCGUAUACAACUGAUAACUUUAAGUUGUGUGUCAUGUUGCUUUGCACAACCAAUGACUUUCCUGCAUACGGUAAUUUUUCUGAAUACGGCCUCAAGGGACAUAAAGUGUGUCCUAUAUUGCUAAAGGCUUUUAAUAGAGAGCAGGAGUUUGAUAUCGCUCCAAAGCCCUUAACUAGGAAGGAAGUUUAUAGAAAACAACAACACAUUAAGGUUGUCUUUGGAAAGAAACAAAAAAAGUCCAUGGAGAAAAAUAUUUGGAAAAAGAGACUGGUAUUCUUUGAUGUGAUGCAUAUGGAGAAAAAUGUAUGUGAUAGUCUUAUUGGAACACUUCUCAACAUUAAAGGAAAGACAAAAGAUACUAAGAAAUCCCGCGAAUAUAUGGUUGUGAUGGGUAUACGACAAGAGUUAGACCCAAAAGAAGUAUGA